AUGAAGGUUUCCAAUAGGAAAGACGAGAAUAUAAGAUAUAUGGUGCAGAUGAGAGAUGUAAAUGAAAGUCACACAAGUGGUGACUCUAGUUCAAGUCACUCAAGUGGUGACUCUAAAUCAAGUCACACAAGUGGUGACUCUAAAUCAAGUCACACAUGUGGUCACUCUAGUUCAAGUCACACAAGUGGUCACUCUAGUUCAAGUCACGCAAGUGGUGACUCUAAAUCAAGUCACACAUGUGGUCACUCUAGUUCAAGUCACACAAGUGGUGACUCUAAAUCAAGUCACACAAGUGGUCACUCUAAAUCAAGUCACUCAAGUGGUCACUCUAAAUCAAGUCACACAAGUGGUCACUCUAGUUCAAGUCACACAAGUGGUCACUCUAGUUCAAGUCACACAAGUGGUCACUCUAGUUCAAGUCACGCAAGUGGUCACUCUAGUUCAAGUCACACAAAAAGUCACACAAGUGGUGACUCUAAAUCAAGUCACACAUGUGUUGACUCUAAAUCAAGUCACUCAAGUUGUCACUCUAAAUCAAGUCACACAAGUGGUGACUCUAAAUUAAGUCACGCAAGUGGUGACUCUAAAUCAAGUCACUCAAGUGGUCACUCUAGUUCAAGUCACACAAGUAGUGUCUCUAAAUCAAGUCACACAUGUGUUGACUCUAAAUCAAGUCACGCAAGUGGUGACUCUAAAUCAAGUCACGCAAGUGGUGACUCUAAAUCAAGUCACAUUCAUGUGUUGACUCUAGUUCAAGUGCAAGUGUCUAAAUCAAGUCACGCAAGUGGUGACUCUAAAUCAAGUCACGCAAGUGGUGAUAAAUCAAGUCACGCAAGUGGUGUCUUUAAAUCAAGUCACACAUGUGUUGACUCUAAAUCAAGUCACACAAGUGGUGACUCUAAAUCAAGCCACACAUGUGGUGACUCUAAAUCAAGUCACUCAAGUGAUGACUCUAAAUCAAGUCACUCAAGUGGUGACUCUAAAUCAAGUAACACAAGUGGUGACUCUAAAUCAAGUAACACAAAUGGUGACUCUAAAUCAAGUAACACAUGUGGUCACUCUAGUUCAAGUCACACAUGUGGUGACUCUAAAUCAAGUCACACAAGUGGUGACUCUAAAUCAAGUCACUCAAGUGGUCACUCUAAAUCAAGUCACACAAGUGGUGACUCUAAAUCAAGUCACACAUGUGGUGACUCUAAAUCAAGUCACACAUGUGUUGACUCUAAAUCAAGUCACACAAGUGGUGACUCUAAAUCAAGUCACAUAAGUGGUGACUCUAAAUCAAGUCACACAAAUAGUGACCCAGAAUCAAAUCUCAUGAGUGAUAACUGUAAAUCAAGGCACACAAGUGGUGAACCAGAAUCAAAUCACGCAAGUGGUGACUAA
Molecule: messenger RNA, 1386 nt
Organism: Ylistrum balloti
Lineage: Eukaryota; Metazoa; Mollusca; Bivalvia; Pectinida; Pectinidae
Product: hornerin-like
Source: RefSeq, a predicted model, not a curated record